AUGCAAGAAAAGUCUAGGUUGUCGAGGACCUUGGCGCAUAGAAAACGAGCCUUCCAGGAGGUUUCGGACGCAAAUGAAGCCCCGAACACUCCGUCUGUGUCGGACAGCGACUCGAUCAAUGUUCGACUUGCAACACCAACAAAAAAGCCGAACCGGAGGAAGAAUGGACAUGAUAAUAUGGCAUUCAUUGUGGGUCUGGACUUCGGAACAACCAUGACAUCAGUGUCAUACUGCCGUUUCAACGCAGACAAGCGCCCGGCAAAGGUUCCUCGGGACAAAAUAAAGGACAUCACUGAUUGGCCGUCUGCUGGUCGCGACCAGCAGAGAGGAGAGGUUCCGAGUGAGAGCUUGUACCUUGACGAUCAAUAUUACUGGGGGUAUCAAGCCCGCCAGAAACUGGAGCAGUUCCAUUACAGCGGAGGAGCAUCAGAUACGACCAACAAGCUGAUAAGAUUCACGAAGCUUUUGCUUCCCGAAUCUGACUUGAUGGAGGAAGAAAAUGAAAGCUGGCAACUUCGAGAAGUGAGGGAAACAUUGAGGUAUUUGGAUAAAACGGUCCCCGAUGCUGUACAAGAUUACUUGAUUGGCGUUUUUCGGUUUGCAAAGGACUAUCUUAAGGACCAGGAGAACUUCACUGAAUCGAAUGAGGUUGAGAUUUCUCUGUCUGUCCCUGCAGGAUGGCCUAUCGAGGCUUCGUGGUCAUUGCAACAUAUCGUUCGUGAGGUUACCACAGAAGUCAAAUUUGGUCAAGUAUCGAGUUUGUUUAUAAUAAACGAACCUGAGGCCGCAUCUGCAUUUGCCUUGGACAUUGUUGGAGAGGGGGGAACAUUCAUGGUCUGCGAUGCCGGGGGUGGCACAGUAGAUGUGACGACCUACACAGUAGAACAUAAAAGUCCAUUCCGGCUGAAAGAAGCAGUCACACCAUGCGGUAACAAUAAUGGUUCAACGUGUGUCAAUCGGGAGAUGGAAACCGACCUGCUGGAGCUGCUGAGAGAAGAGCCAUGCUUUUCUCAGAACAAAACAUCAAUUGAGCAUCAGCUUUCUCAUAAUUUGUUUCGCAAAUUUGAGAAUGAGCUGAAGCGUAAUUUCGAUUCUGGGGAGGGUUUGGCGGGAUCCGCCUACUUGGACUUGCAUGGAUUGGAAGAAAAUACUUCUAAAGGGUUUGGAAAGGGAAUGAUCACUGUUACGAGGGAGCGGGUCAUGGGAUGGUUCCAACCAAGCCUCGAAGGUAUCGCCAGACUCAUCCAGAGGCAGCUUGAUGCCUGCAAUGAAAUUCAUGUGAGGGUACAGAAGAUUAUUCUCUUCGGUGGUUACUCUCAGUCGAAGACUCUUCAGCAUUUCUUGAAACAAAAAUUUUCACAUCCCAAGAUAGUAUGCCCGAAGGUUGGUGCUUUUGAAACGACUGUGUCGCGAGGGACAGUACACCGUGCUGUCGAUAAGAGCAAGGGGCCAUUGCGCAUAACGAUUGCAAGUAUCGGCAUACUUCAAAGCGAGCCAUUUAAUCCCAAGAAGUUCCCAUCCCAUCGACAGGUUGAUCACGGCAGACAUCUUAACAAGAAAUAUUAUAUCUACGGGACUGCACAGUGGAUUAUUAAAAAGAGGCAACUGGCGGACUGGAAUGAGUCGGUCCGAGAGCUUAACCACCGAGUCAUUCCAGUAGGUGAACCUUGGGUGAUCAAGCAGGCCAUCUAUUACAAUGCAUUGAUCGAUGAUCCCCAAGAACACUACCCGGUGGACCACCCAAACAAUGCAGGUUCCCGGUGGGCAGGCACGGUUAACUUUGACAUUACCAAAGCGAAAGAACAAUACCCAUUAAAGGUAAAGGGUACGGGGCGUGGAUAUUAUGAGAUUCAUUAUGAACUUUUGGUGGAACUUCAGGGUCGAAAUCUGAAGGUUUCUGUGGUUUACCCUCCCGGAGGGGAGGUUCAGGGCUGCAAGGAAAUUUCUGUUGCGGCCUGCUUUGCUCCGGGUACGGAGUGA
Messenger RNA from Penicillium concentricum, 1980 nucleotides. Its product is annotated as Hsp70 family protein. The coding region runs from base 1 to 1980 and encodes 659 amino acids. The record is from RefSeq and is a predicted model, not a curated record. The transcript is spliced from 9 exons. Lineage: Eukaryota; Fungi; Ascomycota; Eurotiomycetes; Eurotiales; Aspergillaceae.